GUGUGAUCAAGCACACCAGGACCUACCCAACAGAUGCCUUUGGUGUAAUCGAGUUCCAGGGUGGAGGAUUCAUCAACAAGGCCAUGUAUAUCCGGGUUUCCUAUGAGACAAAGCCUGACAACCUGCUGCAUUUGAUGGUGAAGGACUGGCAGUUGGAGCUGCCCACCUUGCUCAUCUCUGUGCACGGAGGUCUCCAGAACUUCGACCUCCAGCCCAAGCUCAAGCAAGUUUUCGGCAAAGGCCUGAUCAAAGCCGCUGUCACCACCGGAGCUUGGAUCUUCACGGGUGGAGUCAACACAGGGGUGAUCCGUCACGUUGGAGAUGCCUUAAAGGAGCAUUCCUCCAAGUCACGAGGGAAAGUGUGCGCGAUUGGAAUUGCACCAUGGGGGAUCCUGGAAAACAAAGAGGAUCUCAUUGGAAAAGAUGUAACCAGACCUUAUCAGACGAUGGCCAACCCACUGAGCAAGCUGGCUGUGCUCAACAACAGCCACUCCCACUUCAUCCUGACCGACAAUGGCACCUGCGGGAAGUACGGCUCCGAGGUCAAACUUCGUCGACUGCUGGAGAAGCACAUCUCCCUGCAGAAGAUCAACACCCGUCUGGGCCAGGGGGUCCCUCUGGUGUGUCUGAUAGUGGAGGGGGGUCCCAACGUUAUCUCCAUCGCCCUGGAGAGUCUGAGAGAUGACCCUCCCAUUCCCGUGGUGGUGUGUGACGGCAGCGGUCGUGCUUCCGAUAUCAUUUCCUUCGCACACAAGUUCUCAGAGGAUGGAGGCCUGGUUAAUGAUGACGUCAGAGACCAACUUUUGGUGACCAUACAGAAGACUUUCAAUUAUACCAAAAGCCAGUCGCAGCAGAUCCUGCUCAUGGUUAUGGAGUGCAUGAAGAAAAGGGAACUGAUCACAGUUUUUCGAAUGGGUUCUGAGGGACAACAAGAUAUUGAAAUGGCCAUCCUUACUGCCUUGUUAAAAGGCACGAAUGCUUCAGCAGCUGACCAGCUAAGUUUGGCUCUGGCCUGGAACAGAGUGGAUAUUGCUCGCAAUCACAUCUUUGUCUAUGGACACAAUUUACCAGUGAACUCUCUGGAGCAGGCUAUGAUGGAUGCUCUGGUGCUGGACAGAGUGGACUUUGUUAAGCUGCUCCUUGAGAAUGGGGUCAAUAUUCACCACUUCCUCACCAUUCCCAGACUGGAGGAGUUAUACAACACAAAACUGGGCCCUGCAAACACACUGCAUGCUGUGGUUAGAGAUGUCAAAAAGGGGAACCUUCCCCCAGAUUAUCAGAUCACUUUGAUUGAUAUUGGUCUGGUGCUGGAGUGCCUCAUGGGUGGAGCUUACAGAAGCAAUUACACCAGGAAGGCUUUCCGCAACCUCUACAAUAAUUUGUAUGGACUGAAAAGGGUGAGGUUUUAAAACACUUUAAAUGAACUAACAAAACACAGCACCAAUAUGAAAUAAUUUUUUUUAAAAACCAACAGAGCAGAAUGAUUUAUGAUAAUUCUUUAAUUUUCUUGUUAGGAUGAUGAACCUAGAACAAAAGGCAAGAAAAAGCCAAAAAAGAAAAAAGAGGAAGAGGUGGAAAUUGACGUGGAUGACCCCGAGGUCUGUCGAUUCAAAUAUCCCUUUCACGAGCUGAUGCUGUGGGCAGUGCUGAUGAAGCGCCAGAAGAUGUCACUGUUCCUCUGGCAGCGUGGAGAGGAAGCUAUGGCCAAAGCUCUGGUAGCCUGUAAACUGUUCAAGGCCAUGGCCCAUGAGUGCUCUGAGAGUGAACUGGUGGAUGACAUCUCCCAAGACCUGGAGAACAACUCCAAAGAAUUUGGCCAGCUGGCCUACGAGUUGUUGGACCAGUCCUACAAACAUGAUGAACAGGUGGCAAUGAAACUCUUGACGUACGAGCUGGUUAACUGGAGCAACUCCACCUGUCUGAAGCUGGCUGUGGCUGCUAAGCAACGUGACUUCAUUGCCCACACCUGCAGCCAGAUGUUGCUCACUGACAUGUGGAUGGGCUGCUUAAGGAUUGGCAAAAACCCCGGCCUCAAGGUUAUUCUGGGAAUUAUCUUUCCUCCUUUCAUUCUACUGUUGGAUUUCCGUCUUGGAGAUGACGCGUCUUAUCAUGCACCUGAAGGCAAAGAAGAGGGAAAAGAAAAGGAUGACGACACAAAAUCCAGCAAGGACCCUAAUAAUGAUACAACUUCCCGAAAGGGGGAUGAAGAGGAGGGCAGCACUAAGGUCCGCAGAAUCCCCAUUGGCAAAAGGUUCUUUGAGUUUUAUGAUGCGCCCUUCACCAAAUUCUGGUUCAACACCAUUUGCUAUCUGGGCUAUCUGAUGUUAUACAACUACAUCAUCCUGGUGAAAAUGGAGCGAUGGCCAUCUAUACAAGAGUGGACUGUCAUUGCAUACAUCCUUACACUUGGCGCUGAAAAAGUCAGACAGAUUCUGAUGUCAGAGCCAGGGAAGCUGAAACAGAAGAUAAGUGUAUGGAUGGAGGAGUACUGGAACAUUACAGACCUGGUUGCCAUUUGCACCUUCCUUCUUGGGCUCAUGCUACGGCUGCAGCAUGAGCCUUACAUGGGCUACGGCAGAGUCAUCUACUGUAUAGACAUCAUCUUCUGGUACAUUCGCGUAUUGGACAUCUUUGGAGUCAACAAAUACCUGGGGCCCUAUGUGAUGAUGAUAGGAAAGAUGAUGAUUGACAUGAUGUACUUUGUUGUGAUCAUGCUGGUGGUGCUUAUGAGCUUUGGAGUUGCACGGCAAGCCAUCCUUCACCCUGAUGAGGAGCCGACCUGGCGCCUGGCCAGAAACAUCUUCUACAUGCCCUACUGGAUGAUCUAUGGAGAGGUUUUUGCGGACUCGAUAGACCUCUAUGCAAUGGAAAUCAACCCUCCAUGUGGUGAACAUUUGUAUGAUGAGGAUGGGAAGAAACUGCCUCCAUGUAUCCCCGGUGCCUGGCUCACACCUGCUAUUAUGGCCUGUUACCUUCUCGUAGCAAACAUUCUUCUUGUCAACUUGCUCAUUGCUGUCUUCAACAACACCUUCUUUGAAGUCAAGUCCAUUUCCAACCAGGUGUGGAAGUUCCAGAGAUAUCAGCUGAUCAUGACCUUCCAUGACCGCCCCAUCCUGCCUCCACCUCUCAUCAUCUUCAGCCACCUCUACAUCCUCUUCAACAGGCUGUUUCGACGGUGUGCCAGGAGGAGACAAGAGGGAGAACUAGAUGAGAAGGACCGCGGCCUCAAGCUGAGGCUGAAUCACGAGGAGCUAAAAAGUCUGUACGAGUUUGAAGAACAGUGUGUGGAGGAACAUUUCCGAGAGAAGGAGGAUGAGCAGCAGUCCUCCAGUGAUGAACGCAUCAAGGUUACUUCUGAAAGAGUUGAGAAUAUGUCCAUGCGUCUGGAGGAGGUAAAUGAGAGGGAGAACACUAUGAAGGCCUCCCUGCAGACGGUGGAUCUGCGCCUGGCCCAAUUGGAGGAGAUCCACGGUCGAAUGGCAGUUGCCCUAGAAAAACUUGCAGGAGUGGACAAAUUGGAGCUGACCAGAACCUACUCGCGAAACUCCUCUGUGUGUGAUCCUUCCUCUCUACUUCGCCAGGGCAGUAUUAACAGCGCUGAUGGUUACAGUCUUUACCGCUUCCACAUGGACAUGGAGGAGUUUGCAGCGAAGCAGAAGGACACUGAUGAUCUUGCUAAAACAGGGCUAGAAAGACAGAGGAGUAUUUGCACUCUCGCCAAGGAGGGUGGUCAGAGCUUAGAGGUUGGUGGUCUGGAUAGAACACGACCCAAUUCGUGUGUGGACAUUCUCAUAUCUCCAUGUGAACAAAAACCUGUUUCUCCAGCAUCAAGUCAAGACACCAUGACCAACAAAGGCAGCACAAUGCUGCUAGAUAGACUAACAGACAAGAACACACUAAGACCUUCUUCCCCUCCAAAAAGAACUAAAUCACUGAGAUACUAUCCAGUUGAAGACCAACCCACCUCUGCCUUGAUAAAGAGGAGGACCAUGAGCACCAGCAUUGUCAGCCCUCCUGAUGACCCGGUGGAACCAGCUGUACCCACAAAGAGCACCCAACUGCCACUGGGAACUUCCUCUUCUCCAAAGAGAACUAAAUCUUUGAGGUAUAUUCCUGAUGAAACCCAACACCAAACAUCCCCUAUUACAAAGAAGAGGGCUAUGAGCAGCAUCAUCUACAACCCAGCCGAGGCAGGUGAUGAUCUGCUGCAAACCGCAAACUACAGGUCACUGGUGGAGCAGGUAACUAAAACUCCAAAUCAAUGGCCAGAAAACUUGGAGUAUCAGGUGCACCCCAAUGUCUUUGGUCACAUGCCUAAAGUAUCAAUGGUCAGAACUCUUGCGCAGCAGUUUCAAACUACCCCUGCUCCCGGAGAGCUUAAGCAAGAGGAGAAUCUGAUUGAUCAAAUUCCUUUAGAAAGUAAGGGAGCUCCCCCAGCAACAGAACCCAUGGAAAACCAGACAAAGAUGAAGGCGAAGAGAAACCUAUCGGACAGUACUGAGUAUCUGACUGUAGCUCAAAAGUAUAUGCCGUCUCACAGGUCACAGAGCUGGAAUGUCAGCGAGAGGAGAGCAAAGAGCCUGAUGGUUAGCAAGGAGGUGGGAGCCUCUAGCAGCGAGAGAAACCUUGUUGAAACCUGCAGGGUGGCAACUGCUGGAGGUGAAGAUGUAGGAAAGAAAAUGGAAGCAGAGAAGAGAGAAGAUGAUGCACAGGAAGAGAAAUGAGAGGCGGACAAGAGGAGCUGAGUGAUACCAGCAAGGCAGAGAACUGAAAUCAAAGGUGGACUGCCAU
Molecule: messenger RNA, 4791 nt
Organism: Thunnus maccoyii (southern bluefin tuna)
Lineage: Eukaryota; Metazoa; Chordata; Actinopteri; Scombriformes; Scombridae
Product: transient receptor potential cation channel subfamily M member 1
Exons: 23
Biological process (GO): calcium ion transport into cytosol; protein tetramerization
Cellular component (GO): membrane
Molecular function (GO): calcium channel activity
Source: RefSeq, a predicted model, not a curated record